AUGGAUGUGCUUGGAGUGUUUGACGGGCUCUGCUACAGUGCCUCUAGAGAGGAACGAGCCGAUUGGCAAGGAGCCCAGCGAAGAUGUCUGGACAGAGGCGCCACACUUCCGAUGAAAAUCACCGAAACAGCUCAACGUGGUCUUCGAGCCGCUCUCAAAGCCUCCACUCAUCAAAAAGACUUCUACUGGAUAGGAGCAACUUCUUCUUUGACCAACUGGCGAUGGGCCGAUGGAACAGUGGUGGCCAGCGAAGAAGCUGACUGGUCCGGGUCCUCCAUUCAACCAUCCAAUCGUCCAGAGGCCAUUGUCUUGGCUCGAGUGGCAGAAUGGAAAUGGAUUCCGUCGGCACAGAACAACCAAAAUCGUGCACGUUUCCUGGAAUCAGCGACGCCGGGCGGGUUUCGUUCACUUCGGCUAACUUCGCAAUUGGAACGAGAGCUGUGUAUUCGUGCGAACUGGGCUAUGAACUUAUCGGCGAUGUUGAGCGGCUGUGUGACGAAACGGCCCGAUGGAGCGGGACCAUUCCAAAAUGUCGAAAGAAGAAAUGCGAGAGCCUUGAGGUUUGGCGUGGUGGUGGAAUCGUACGAUUACUGA
Ostertagia ostertagi is the source of this 594-nucleotide messenger RNA. Lineage: Eukaryota; Metazoa; Nematoda; Chromadorea; Rhabditida; Trichostrongylidae. The record is from the annotation of a GenBank genome assembly.